AUGGUUCCAAUUCUCGAAGAAAAGACCAACGGCGUCCCGGUCCUUGCGGACAUCUCGUUUGAACCUCAAGAGAAACACGACUUGGUGCUGAAAGUUUUCAGGGCAUUCAUCGCAGAUCAAUGUCAGCAGUACAAUGGUGGCCAUCCAGGGUCGGCAAUGGGAAUGGCCGCCAUCGGAAUUGCCCUUUACAAAUACGUCAUGAAGUACUCCCCGAGAAAUUGCAGCUACUUCAACCGAGAUCGCUUCGUCCUCUCGAAUGGGCAUGCGUGCCUCUGGCAGUACCUCUUCAUGCAUCUAGUCGGCGUCAAAAGCAUGACCCUCGACCAACUAAAGUCCUACCACUCUUCAAGGACCGACUCGAUCUGUCCCGGGCACCCUGAGAUUGAGAACGAGGGCGUUGAAGUGACGACCGGUCCUCUCGGGCAGGGCGUUGCCAACGCCGUCGGUCUAGCUAUGGCCACAAAGAACUUGGCAGCGACAUAUAACCGUCCGGGAUUCGAUGUUGUGGAUAAUAUGACAUGGUGCAUGAUCGGCGACGCUUGCCUCCAGGAGGGAGUCGGUCUCGAGGCCGUCUCUCUUGCGGGGCACUGGAAGCUUAACAACCUCUGCGUCAUCUAUGAUAAUAACUCUAUAACUUGUGACGGUACUGCGGACGUUGCGAAUACAGAAGACAUCAACGCGAAGAUGCAUGCCACUGGUUGGAACGUAUUGGAGGUUUCGCAAGGAGAUACUGAUGUUGUCGCAAUUGCCAACGCUUUAAUGGCAGCUCGCAAGAGCGACAAGCCCACCUUCAUCAACGUUCGCACAACCAUUGCUUAUGGCUCGGGUAAUGCCGGUAAUGCCAAAACACAUGGGGCUGCUCUUGGCGUCGAAGACGUAAGAAGGAUCAAGGAAUCGUUCGGUCUGAACCCAGACGAGCAAUUUCACAUUCCGAAAGGCGUAUAUGACUUCUUCCAGGAUAUCCUCGACCGUGGGGAAGCACUAGAGAAGAAGUGGCAAGACACGGUCCAGAGAUACUCGAAAGAACAUCCUAUACUUGCGACAGAGUUUGGUCUUCGUGUUGCGGGCCGGAUGCCGGAUGACUGGACGCAGUGUAUACUGCCUGAGGAUCAGCUGCCAACCGAACCCACUGCGUCGCGUAAGUCGGCUGGUCUUAUUACCAACCUCUUGGGUGAAAAGAUCAGCAGUUUCGUCGUUGGCACAGCUGAUCUCACCCCGUCCUGCCAUGUCGCCUUCAACAAAAAAGUUGAUUUCCAAUCUCCUGACCUUCGAACUUCAUGUGGUCUAAAUGGAGACUACAGUGGUCGCUACGUCCACUACGGUAUUCGUGAGCACGCAAUGUGCUCUAUUUCCAAUGGUCUUGCUGCCUUCCAUAAGGGCACUUUCCUACCCAUGACAAGUUCCUUCUUCAUGUUUUACCUCUAUGCCGCCCCGGCAGUUCGUAUGGCUGCUCUCCAAGGCUUACAGCAGAUCCAUAUCGCAACCCACGAUAGCAUCGGCACUGGCGAGGAUGGUCCUACGCAUCAGCCCGUAGAGCUCGCUGCGCUUUACCGUGCGAUGCCCAACACACUCUACAUCCGCCCUUGUGACUCGGAGGAAGUUGCUGGAGCCUUCAUUGCCGCUAUCCAAGCCACCGAGACGCCCACAAUCAUUUCUCUCUCUCGACAAAACCUCCCCCAGUACCCGAAGCGUUCGUCGCGUGAGGGGGUAGCUCGAGGAGCAUACGUGUUCUCGGAAGUGGAAGGAGAGCAGUUCGAUGUGACGCUAAUUGGGGUUGGCUCGGAGAUGGUCUAUGCCAUGGAAACUCGCGAUUUGCUACUUCAGAAGUACGGCAUCAAGGCUCGCGUGGUGUCUUUCCCGUGCCAACGCCUUUUUGAGCAGCAGCGGCGCAGUUACAAGCAGUCGGUGCUGAAGCCCGGCUCCGGAAAGCCUACCGUGGUUAUCGAGGCAUAUGCUGCCAAUGGAUGGGAGCGUUAUGCUGACGCCUCGGUUUCCAUGAGGCGCUUCGGCAAGAGUCUUCCUUCUAAGGCCGCUUACGAGUACUUUGGAUAUGAAGCGGAUAAGAUUGCCCUCAAGAUCAAGGACCUGGUCGAAGAAGUUAGAAAGGAUGGCAUCCAGGUACUGAGAGGAGACUUCAGAGAUCUUAACGGUUACUUAGGAUCUCCAGCAGUCGGCGACAUGAUCGACCACCUUACCCACGGCCGCUACCGGUCCCGAACCCACCGCGUCCGCCGUCCCGCGCCGGGCUCCGCGCCUCGCUUCUCGUUUCCCCCCUUCUUCGAAUUUGCCUGGGGCGCCGAGAUGAAGCGCCUGCCACUAGAUCACCUGGCCCCGCAGUCCGACAAGGAGAGGCAGCUGGCCAAGCAGCGCUGGGCGGCAACCACGUUCCCAGGGGUCGAAGGCAAAUUGUCGCAGUACCUCCUCUGA
Molecule: messenger RNA, 2427 nt
Organism: Scedosporium apiospermum
Lineage: Eukaryota; Fungi; Ascomycota; Sordariomycetes; Microascales; Microascaceae
Product: Formaldehyde transketolase
Exons: 7
Coding region: 1-2427 (808 amino acids)
Biological process (GO): pentose-phosphate shunt
Cellular component (GO): cytosol
Molecular function (GO): transketolase activity
Source: RefSeq, a predicted model, not a curated record